This is a messenger RNA of Myxocyprinus asiaticus (Chinese sucker), 1971 nucleotides long. RefSeq lists its product as uncharacterized. The coding region runs from base 76 to 903 and encodes 275 amino acids. The transcript is spliced from 5 exons. The record is from RefSeq and is a predicted model, not a curated record. NCBI's taxonomy places the organism in Eukaryota, Metazoa, Chordata, Actinopteri, Cypriniformes, Catostomidae.
UAACGGAAAGAUCAUCCCGGGAAACGAACGACAGCGAAUCUACAAGGCUGCUGCGCGCGCUCGCUUUGAUUUAACAUGAGGACUGAACGGGCUUUAAUUAUAUGCACGACGAUGCUUCUUUAUAUAUCUCUUAUUAAAGGUCAGACAUCAGACUUGCCCACAGACUUGAGCUCCAUCACCUCUAAUGAUCAUGUGACUUCCAAAAGUGUCACUUUGGAAUCACGACUCACUUCAGCCUAUAAAGUCGUCUCGUCUACUCUGACGGAGUUCUCAAACCCUGAGGUCACACCGACUGUUCCUCCUUCAUCACAGCCAACCGAAGACACCGCAGUGCACAGUGACACCUCUCCAUCACAGACACCUGAGCCACAAGAAGUCACCACCCUCAACAUGGAGAAAACCUCAGUACCAGCCUCUUCUGUAAGCAGCCUGACAUUUUCUCUUGUAAAGAGCACCAUUUCAGAAUCAGCAACCACCACAGCUCCUGCAAAAUCUAUCAGUCCAAGUCAAGGAUAUCAGACCUUCUCUCCUCUAACCAGCAGUGUGUCCCAAACAACUCAAGCAGCUCUGCCAGUCACCCCCUCUUACCCUGCACCAUCUCAGUUUGUCCAGACUGGCAGUUCAAAGGUCACUGGCCCUGCUCCACUGGAAGACCAGGAUGAGCCCUCUGAACUGGAUGUGGGGGAUGAAGAAUCAGACAAAGUUCCACACCGUCCCGCCUCCCCCCUGGACCCCUUGUUCGCCGCUCUGGUCUCCAUUUUCAUUAUUUGCACCGCCAUGGUCUCUGUUGUACUCUUCCUCAGAUUCCGCCAACGCAGUGAGCAUCCAGAGUUCCACCGGCUUCAAGACCUCCCUAUGGAUGAUCUCCUAGAAGACACGCCAUUGUCAAGAUACACCUAUUAGCAAGAGAGAAUUCGGGGCUAGCGUUUCAUUAUCCCUCAGGCACCCAGUAUUACUGAUGAUUGCACAUCCAUUUCCCACAUCCAACUGAUUAUAGGCUUUAAGGGUUCUCAGGACGUUUUAAAGAAUGUGCUGUACAAUAUAUGCCAUUCAAAUCUGUGGCAAAACUGUCUUGAUGCUAAAGUUUGGUUGCAUAACAAUAGGAUAACAUAAGGGAUGCAUAAAAUAAGGUUUAAUUAAAUGCAUACAGCAACAAAAAAUGAAUAAACAUUUUCAGUAAGAAAAUAGGAACUCUUAUGCCAAUCAAAUGUAUUCAUAUACCCUAAUAAAACAGGUGAUUACUUAAAAGGGAAGGAUUUCCAAGGGAACAGAAUUUGCUUUUUUGUCACCUUCAGAUCAUUAGAAAUGUUUGCCGUACAUGUACUUGCUACAUAAAUCGACAUCUGCCUGAGGACUGAUUCUGUAAUCAAUAUUUCCGGAGCUCUAAUAUUAGUAAUAAUAGAACUUGAUGAUGGCUUGAGAUACUGUUCUCUUGAAAAAAGUUUCCUUCACUAGAAACCGUAAUUGUUCAUUUGCAUAGGGAGUUGCUCAUUCAUUACUUUAUGUUCCAUAAAUUCAAAUAUUCUACACAAACACUUUUCUUUUUCUUUUCAGGGGCUUCAGUGUUUCAGAGACUAUUUUUUGGGAGGAAAACGUCCCUGUUAUUAGUAUUAAUGAACUUUUGCACUGAUAGAGAAUUGAUAUUGUAGUGAGAAAAAUAGGUUUUUAUUUUAUUUUUAUGUGACAGUGUUUUGGAAUUAUUAAGUAUUUGGGGUUAAACUGAAUUGUGAUUUUGAUAUUUCUGACAAAGUUGAUUGUGUCUUGACUUAUUAUGAAGGUUUAAGGAUUGUAAAAUAACUUGAAAUGUGUUUUAGCAUAUUCACUUCUGUCUACUCUGGUAUUUGUGGUAAACCUAAUGCCUAAUGUACUUUGUGCCAAAACUGACUUAUAUACUGGUAAAUAUAUAUUGCACAGUUGUGUUGUUGAAAAACUGUAAAGUUUGUAAUAAAAGAAGAUUUUUUUUUUUUCUUA